AUGAACAGGGAUAAAGCAGAACAGAUAUACCGAGGUCAAGUGAAAGUCAAUAUUGGAAAGACUGCUUCAACUGGCAGUCUUAUUAACCACCUGAGAAGGCACAAGAAAGAAUUUCAGGAAUUUAGCAAAGAGCGUUUGAAUGUAAACAAACAAAAAGAAGAACAACCCUCAACCUCGAAACAACCAUCGGUUCAAGAUCUUUUUAAGAAAAAGGAACGUUUUACUACCUCACAUCCGAGACACAUACAGAUAACAAAGGCCGUGACGCGAAUGAUAACGACCGACCUCCACCCAUAUUCUCUAGUGGAAGAGGCUUCAUUCAAAAAUUUGAUGGAUAUACUGGAACCAAGAUACCAGCUGCCUUCCAGAACGACGUUCUCCAGGACAUUGGUUCCGGAACUUUAUAAAAGUGAGAGGGAAAGAAUAAAGUCGACUAUUACAGAAGAUGCUAAAAGUCUGUUAUCGAUGUCCCUGACUACAGACACAUGGACGUCAAGGGCAAAUGACUCGUUCAUGUCCCUAACACUUCAUUACCUGUCAAAGGACUUUGAUUAUAAGUCAUUUGUGCUAGGUAACAAGAACAUAACAGAGGCCCAUACAUCACUUUUUUUGUUGGGGCAACUAGAAGAGAUGGUGGAGAACUGGGAGCUCCCUAAAAUCCCUAUUUAUGUCCUCAGUGACAACGCCGCCAACAUUAAGGCUGCUUUGGACAAGUCUUCAUGGGAAAGGAUUCCAUGCUUUGCCCAUACAUUGCAGCUUGCAAUCCACGAUGCUGAGUCAGAAGUUCCCGGGAUCAAUGAAAUGUGUAAGAGAGCACGCAACAUUGUUGGCCACUACAGCCACAGUUCAAGUGCAAGAGCCCGACUAAAGAAUAUACAAAAAAGACUCUCUUUGCCUGACCAUGAGUUACUACAAGACGUUGCUACUAGGUGGAAUAGUAGGUACGACAUGUUAAGUAGGCUUCUGGAACAGAAGGAAGCCGUAUCAGCCGAUAUAGCUGCUUCAGCUGACAUAGAAAACCUAACAACAAGCCAGUGGAAAUUGGCUUCUGGUGUCGUAGAAAUACUAAAGCCCUUCAAGGAAGUGACAACCCAGCUAUCAUCUGAGAAAUACCCAACAAUUUCCAUGGUUGCCCCGGCACUUCAUGUUAUAGAAGACUACUUGUUGAAUUUUUUAAGGAAAGGAGAACAAGGAACCGGUUUAUCACUGGCCAGAGCACUAUCAAAGGCCAUAAAAUCUAGAUUUCCAAUUUACAGAAAAGACAAAAUGUACAUCGCACCAAUGAUACUAGAUCCAAGGUACAAAACUAAAAUCUUCAGUGAAGCGGAACAAGGUCUUGCUUUGACAACCCUUAAAAGCUGCAUAGCAAACCUACCAAAGCCAACAACCACUUCUCCAUCAGCAUCAACUGAACUCUCUGCAGACCUGACACAACCCGAAACUUCAAAACAAUCCGAUGUAAAAACAUUGUGGUCAACAUUCGAUUCAAGUGAUGACGAAACUUCAAGUAGCAGCAACCUUGUCGAUAAAGAAUUAGAUUUCUAUCUGGAAAAGAAAAGAAUAUCCACAGUAGAAAAUCCUCUACACUGGUGGAAGGAGAAACCAACCAGAUUAUGGUAUCUGCGAGUGUGCAACGUGUCAGUGAGUGGACACUAUGAGUGA
Messenger RNA from Macrosteles quadrilineatus (aster leafhopper), 1662 nucleotides. Its product is annotated as zinc finger BED domain-containing protein 4-like. The record is from RefSeq and is a predicted model, not a curated record. Lineage: Eukaryota; Metazoa; Arthropoda; Insecta; Hemiptera; Cicadellidae. Bases 1 to 1662 code for a protein of 553 amino acids. The transcript has 3 exons.